Molecule: messenger RNA, 515 nt
Organism: Coccinella septempunctata (seven-spotted ladybird)
Lineage: Eukaryota; Metazoa; Arthropoda; Insecta; Coleoptera; Coccinellidae
Product: zinc finger HIT domain-containing protein 3
Exons: 3
Coding region: 111-512 (133 amino acids)
Molecular function (GO): protein binding
Source: RefSeq, a predicted model, not a curated record
CUUACUUUUCUUCUUACUGUCAACUUGAGAGCAGGCAACUAAAAACCUCUGUAAUCUCUACUAAGACACUGUUGAAGAGUACAUUGAAAGAAUUUGUGUGUUUCUGAAGAAUGUUAAAUAUGAAGUGCGAAAUAUGUGGUAUUUCUGAUAAAAAAUACAGAUGUCCAACUUGCCUCAUAGUAUAUUGUUCUAAAAACUGCUUCGGGCAACAUAAGUCCAAGUGCAUCAAGAAGUCGAGCAAUGUAUCCGAUCCCCAACCUAAAAAAGAAAACAUUCCCCCACCAACUGAGAAGGAAUCUAUAUACUGCGAAGUACCUCCAGAAAAAUUGGAUAUGCUACGUCAUUCGAAACCUCUGGCCGAUCUACUCCGGAAUCCCCAUUUAAGGGAGCUUCUUAAAUUAAUUGACGACUCGCCUGAUCCUGAAUUGAUAAUGCACAAAGCUAUGCAAGAACCACUCUUCGUUGAAUAUGUGGAUGUAUGUAUGGAGACAAUAAAAAUGGAAUCUUCGUAAACC